UCUCAACGCCCCGGUACACUGUAUAAUUUGUAAAAAUUUUGCUCAAGUUGUGCAAAAAUAAUUAUUAUUCUUACAAAUAAUUAUAAAUGUGCUAAAUUAUCCUUAAAUGAAACUUUAGUAUCAUUUAAAAAGUUAAUCCAAAAAAAAAACUGGUGUCGCGUUUUUAACCGCACUAGCGGUACUUUUUGAUUAUAAAUUUAUUAAAAAAGCAAAGAAAAUGUUUAAUUUAGUGAUGAGAUGUUUCUUUUCACCUCGUCUCUUCAGAAUCUAUGGACAAGGACCAGACGGAAGUGUCUAUGAACCAUAUGGGCCUGAGAAAGUUGCCAACAAAAUUUUAUCAACCGCACAAACAGUAUUCAAUUAUAGCAUUUAUGCAUCACCAUUUAUAUGCAUGUAUAUUUUUAAAAGAGGAUUCUUCUCAUGGGAUGAGGCACGGUUCCUCUCCUGUGCAUUUGCCGGCCUUGGAUGCUUUUUUGCUUUUACUUAUUUUUUGAGAGCUAUUGGGAGAGCAUGUAAUCCAGAAUAUAUUGAUUUUUUGAAUAAUCUCAACACACCAAGUGACGAUCAAAGAGCGUAUUUAGAAAGGAUCAGGAAAUAUGAUUUUGAAUUUUAUGCUUGGGCUCCUACAUUUACAAUGGAACAAAUACCAAGUUCAACUUGGCUUGAUAACAAACCAUUCAGUAACUGCGCUAAUCCAGAAUUACCAUAUUAUCAGAGAGUCACUAUACAGAUACUAGCAUUUAUUGCUUUACAUACAUUUGCACUACGGCUCAUCUACCCAGGCAUGCUUAACUUCAUUGGAAACAUGUUGUGGCAAUCCCUUACUGAUGGGCGGGCUUAUCUUGUUGAGACAUAUAAUGGAAAGAGAGCGAAAAUAAUAACAUCUGAUGGCAAUUCCAUUGAUACAAUGUUCGUCGAUAAUAGGCUUGAUACUCCGAAAGGCAAUAUACUUGUCAUUUGUAGUGAAGGAAAUUCUGGCUUUUGUGAAAUUGGCAUUAUGACAACACCAAUUAAAGCUGGGUAUUCUGCAUUAGGAUGGAAUCAUCCAGGAUUUGCUGGAAGCACUGGUUCACCAUAUCCUCGCCAAGAACAAAAUGCUAUUGAUGCUGUUAUACAGUAUGCCAUUAACGAUCUGGAAUUUGGGGUUGAAGAAAUUGUAUUAUAUGGCUGGAGUAUUGGAGGUUAUACAACUACAUGGGCAGCCGUUAACUAUCCGGAUAUCAAAGGAAUUAUUUUAGAUGCGUGUUUUGACGACCUGCUGCCCUUGGCUCAAAAUCAGAUGCCCAAGUCUUGGACCCUACUUGUAAAGGAAGUUGUACGAUCUUUUGUAAACCUGAAUUUAGCUGAAAUACUGCCUAAAUAUUCUGGACCUGUGCAGCUAGUGCGACGGACUGAAGAUGAAGUUAUUUGUAUUAAGGAAAACCAACUGGCAUCAAAUCGUGGAAAUUUUCUGCUAAUUGCGAUAUUGCAACAACGUCACCCGGAGCUAUUCGAAGAAGAAUCGGAUAAACCUGUUAUGGACGUUCUUCAAGCAUGUGUUGCUUUAUCAGAUCAACAACGUAUUGUCAUGUCCUGCGGAGAACUACCUGAGAUCAAGCGAAAAAUUCUACCAAUGAUCUCCAGGUACAUGCGUGAUUUUCGAUCAACCCAUUGCGCCCCGUUGCCAGAGGAUCUGUUUACAUCAAUAAUGGAAACAAUUAUUAAUGAUAAUUAAUAAUGUGUAUUCCUGCAGCUCUUACUAGUACUAUUGUAAUAGGGGUGACAUAUUAAAUAGCUGUGGCUUGAUGCUAAAAAGGCCAAUGUAUAUUUUUGAGUAAAAUGUAAACAUUUUGGCAUUUGCCAAAAUAUUUAAAAAUAAUUAUCUUGUUCUGUUCACUGUUUCUGAUAUAAUUUGACCAAAAGAAAUUAAUGUUAGACUUUUAGCACCAGGCCACAUGUAAUUUGGAAAUAUUGUGCUAAAUUCAUUAUUCAUUGCAGAAAUAUUAUAGGUAAUAGUCAGAUAUCUCAAAUAUUACAAUGUUAAUCACUUCCUCUAUAUGCUUAAUAAUAAAUAUUACCAUAUUAAUAAAAAAAUAAAAGAUAUUCUCUAUCUCACUAUUCUACUAGUAAAAAUAUUUACUGUUAGAAUUAGGAUUGAUGUGUAGUACUCAAUUUUUGUCAUUCAAUGUUUAAUCAAUGUGGAUAAUGAAUAUGCAGUAGAUAUUUGUCCUGAAUGUGAAUUUUAAUGAUAAUAUAUUAAUCAUCUAAAUGUCUCCUUGCUCUAUUACUUAUGUAAUUGAUUACAUUAAUUGAUAUUGGUUUUGUUGGUGCGGAGAACUUAAGAAUAACAAUUAUUUGCUCAUUGGUAUAACAUACCUAUUUAUUAUGAAGUUAUCCUGAAAACCAUUAGGUUUUGUUGUUAUUAUUUCCAAGUUACUAAAGUAUAUAUCUACAUCUAUUUAGUAAAUGUACUAUUUUAAUACUAUUUAUUGUAUUUUUGUCGUGGUAUAAGAAUAAAUAAAAUA
Messenger RNA from Nymphalis io (European peacock), 2504 nucleotides. RefSeq names its product phosphatidylserine lipase ABHD16A. The transcript has 9 exons. NCBI's taxonomy places the organism in Eukaryota, Metazoa, Arthropoda, Insecta, Lepidoptera, Nymphalidae. Gene Ontology annotation, molecular function: glycerophospholipase activity; monoacylglycerol lipase activity. The coding region runs from base 218 to 1714 and encodes 498 amino acids. The record is from RefSeq and is a predicted model, not a curated record. Gene Ontology annotation, biological process: phosphatidylserine catabolic process; monoacylglycerol catabolic process. Gene Ontology annotation, cellular component: endomembrane system.